Messenger RNA from Cucurbitaria berberidis CBS 394.84, 2754 nucleotides. RefSeq names its product Rad4-domain-containing protein. The transcript is spliced from 2 exons. The coding region runs from base 1 to 2754 and encodes 917 amino acids. Gene Ontology annotation, cellular component: nucleotide-excision repair factor 2 complex; cytoplasm; nucleus. Lineage: Eukaryota; Fungi; Ascomycota; Dothideomycetes; Pleosporales; Cucurbitariaceae. Gene Ontology annotation, biological process: mismatch repair; nucleotide-excision repair. Gene Ontology annotation, molecular function: single-stranded DNA binding; damaged DNA binding. The record is from RefSeq and is a predicted model, not a curated record.
AUGUCAGGGGCGCGAGGGAGGCUGCACAAGACAGCAGAGUCGAAUACACCAAGACGAUCGGCGCGACGAGGAAGGAGCUCGCAACAAGACAAUGGGGUACCAGUGGUCUUUCAAGAGAUGUUGUACGAGGAGCAGGCGUCGCAAGCCGCUAGUAUUGAUGACGAUGAGCGCCCGCUGAAGAAGAGGAAGACUGUGCGACCCCAUAAAUCCGAGAGCCCUAUACCCCAGCCUCAGCCUGUACAUCCACCAACUAGCCGUGCGCCGAGACCGCCAUCGCCCACACGUCCUCAUAUCAGAACCGCUGCACCGUUUCAAGCGCCAUUGCACACUCGAGCGCAAUCAACCACCAGCAUCGGUUCUGUUGCCGAGGAUGAGAAAUCUGCCAAUGCGCGAGUGGUACAAACAAUCAUCGAUUCAGACGAGUCCGAUGGCAGCGACAUGGAGUGGGAGGAUGCGCUUGGCGACGAAGAUGGGACGGAGGACGACAUGGAAGAUAUCAAGGCUGCGCCCCAGAUUGACGAUAUUUCCAUCACAAUCGGGGGUAAAAAGGCCGAAGAGAUGGCACCCAAAAGGAGAGUGCGAAGACGAGCUAUCACCUCAGUAGACAAGAAACGGCGUCUGGAUAUUCACAAGAUGCACCUGCUUUGUCUGCUAUACCAUGUCCAUCGCAGAAAUGCGUGGUGUAAUGAUAGGAGAGUCCAGAGCACACUACGGAAGCUUGUACCUCCCAAGACUUUGACCAACCUCGUACCAGACCCGGACAUCACUCAGUAUUCGGCAUCAAAGCGCUUCGUUGAUGGGAUGAACGAGCUGAAGAUUCUUUGGGCAAAACGUUUCAAAAUCACCGCGCAGGGCAUGUACAAGCCGCGAUGGGCGGAAGCAGAUGCAGACAUUCGACCGUUCUCUGAUUUUGAUGAGCUUGACGACCCUAUGGAUAAGGAUGACUUCCGCAACGCAGCACACACUUUGCACGGCUCACAGGACGUUGGCACCCAGCUAUUCUGCGCCCUGCUUCGCGGUAUUGGGAUUGAAGCUAGGCUUGUUUGUUCUUUGCAACCUCUGCCUUUCGCAUCUGCUGCUGAGCGCGCGACUCCACAAAAGCCGAGCGCUUCCAAAACUACAAUCGUAGUUGAUCCUUACAAUAAGCCAGCAGAGACUACUCCGACCAGGCCUAGAACACAUGCUCCACCUCGGCCAAAGAAGCUGUCACGUCUGGAGCGCGUAAUGGGAGAGCGGCACGCGGUCCUAAACAAGACGGGUGCAGCCCCAAAGAAGCAGAAAGCUUACCACACUCCUUUUCCUGUAUACUGGGUCGAGGCCUUCAAUUCUGCUCACCAGAAAUGGGUGCCCAUCGAUACACAUUCUACCUUCACAGUCAACGCACCUGAGAAGUUGGAACCGCCGCUAAACUUCGUGCAGAACAGCCUCACUUAUGCCAUUGCAUUUGAUGAAGACUACAUAGCAAAAGACGUGACCCGAAGAUACGCGAAAGCGUAUAACGCCAAAACUCGGAAGUUUCGUGUCGAAUGCACCCCAGACGGUGACAAGUGGUGGAGACGAGCAGUGAAGUUCUUCAGAAGCUCCACGACACUUGAUAGAGAUCAACUUGAAGAUGCCACUCUUGCCCGCAAAGAAGCCGCGGAGGGCAUUCCGAGGAAUGUGCAGGAUUUCAAAGGUCAUCCUGUUUAUGUUCUUGAGCGGCAUCUUAGGUACAAUGAGGUUAUUCACCCUUUGAAUCAGGUUGGUAGAGUCAAUUGUGGGACUGCUAUGAACCCAAAGAUGGAGCCGAUUUAUCGGCGCACAAAUGUGCACAUCGUUCGGAGUUCAGAUAAGUGGUAUCGCAUGGGCAGAGACGUUAAGGGUGGUGAGCAACCUCUCAAACAUGCAAAGCCUAAGAAGGGUGCAAGGCGACCUUCUAUUGGACCUGAUAUGGAUGUCGACGAGCAAACAGACGAAGCGGGUGCCGGGCUUUACGCAGAGUUUCAAACCGAGCUCUAUGUGCCACCUCCUGUCACUAAAGGCCGAGUACCUCGCAAUGUGUACGGUAACCUCGAUCUCUACGUCCCGUCCAUGUGUCCACCAGGCGGUACGCACAUACGGCACAAACUGGCAUCAAAAGCCGCGCGCAUUGUCGGCGUCGACUUCGCGGAUGCCGUUACAGGCUUCUCCUUCAAAGGUCGACAUGGCACGGCGAUAGUUCAGGGUGUCGUGGUGGCUUCAGAAUACGCAGAUGCUGUGCAAGCAGUAAUCGGCGGAAUGGAAUAUCAACAAGAGGCGGCGGAAGUCGCGGCGCGUAGGUCAGAAUCUCUUCGUCUAUGGAGACGCUUCUUCCUGGGUCUCCGCAUCGCACAGCGCGUCAAUGCGAUUGUGAUUGAUGGCGAGAAAGGCCCGGUCAUCGAUGUGCAAGAUGCAAUUAAUAGGGAGGACAAGAGUCUGGUUGAGAAGGAGAUGGCUGGCGGCUUCUUUCCAGACGAAGACGACUUUGCAGAUGCAGAACCGUCACGAGGCUAUGAGCCUCCACAGCAGGACUAUGGCAACGGUGGGUUCUUGCCGGAUACUGAUUUUAACGAUGGGAGCGGCGGCUUCGUCCCAGACGAAGUUGGCCAUUUGGGCGCUCUGAGUCUGAACCGACAGCACAGCUUUGAAAGCUCAAUUUUAGACUCGCAACAGCUUCGACCUCGGCGUAGGAGCAGUUUUGGCGAGGUCUACUCGUCAGAUGAUGACGACGACGAAGAUCGACGGCGCUGCAGAUGA